Messenger RNA from Bactrocera tryoni, 1042 nucleotides. RefSeq lists its product as uncharacterized. Bases 1 to 639 code for a protein of 212 amino acids. The record is from RefSeq and is a predicted model, not a curated record. The transcript is spliced from 4 exons. NCBI's taxonomy places the organism in Eukaryota, Metazoa, Arthropoda, Insecta, Diptera, Tephritidae.
AUGUCCAAUGUUGAAGAUCCGAAAUGGCGAACAACGAAACAACUUUCUCGUGCCCCACGUUGGGCGGCAAAAAUUGAUCAGUUUCAAUCGCGUGAUAUUAUACUUCAUCGUAGAAAUGACCAAUUGCAACGUGUUUCGGAACUUCAUCGUAGUUACGACGCAUUACAAUACCCAAUAUUGCAUUGGAAAGGUGACGAUGGCUAUAAUAUAAAUAUACCAAUGAUUGAUCCACGAACAGGUCUACAUGUACAGAAAAAAGUUAGUGCCAUGAAUUUUUAUUCUUAUCGAUUGAUGGUUCGUCCACAAGAACAAAAUUAUAUCUUGAGAUGUCGUAAACUAUAUCAUCAAUACAUCGUUGAUAUGUACGUCAAAAUAGAAACAGAACGUCUUAAUUUUAUUCGUUUCAACCAAGCAAAAUUAAGAUCUGAACAAUAUAUUCAUUUGCAAGAUGCGAUAGCGAAUGAUGCUAAUAUUAAUGACAUCGGACGUUUAACUAUAUUGCCAUCUUCGUAUAUAGGUAGCCCACGGAAUAUGAACGUAUAUGCACAAGACGCAAUGUGUUAUGACAGUCGACAACCAAUCGUCAUGACAUUACUGCGCGUGUUUUUCGGCAAAAAUUUAAAGCAAUUAUGGAUUUAAUUGCGAAAUUAUAUGUAUUUGGGGAGGUGCGUUGCCAUAUGUACUCCAUUAAAUGGCAGAAAAGGGGAUUGCCGCACGCACAUAUACUAAUUUGGCUGGUACAUAAAGUAACUCCGGAUCAAAUCGAUAACCUUAUAUCCGCUGAAAUUCCUAAUUACACUGCUGAUCCUGAGUUAUUUCAAGUUGUCGUUAAAAACAUGAUACAUGGACCGUGCGGUGAACUAAAUAUGAAUUCACCAUGUAUGAUUGAUGAAAAGUGUUCGAAACGAUACCCAAGGCAAUUUACUUCAGACACAAUAACGGGCAAUGACGGAUAUCCGUUGUAUCGACGUAGAUCACCUACUGAUAAUGGCAAAACGGCAACCUUUAGAAUGCAUAACCAGGAAGUUGAAGUUGAUAAUCG